Didymodactylos carnosus is the source of this 1848-nucleotide messenger RNA. The record is from the annotation of a GenBank genome assembly. Lineage: Eukaryota; Metazoa; Rotifera; Eurotatoria; Philodinida; Philodinidae.
AUGAAUAACAAUGCUCAACAACAGAAAAAAACUAUUCAUACAACAAGAAUAAAAUUUGAUGUAAAAUUAAUGAAUGAAAUAUUACCGUGGACAUUUAUGUCAAGAAAUGUACAUGAUGCGGCUAUUGAAGGACGAACAAAGGAUAUUGAAGAUAUGGCGAAAGAGGGAGCAGAUAUGAAUGAGCCAGAUGAUGUUGGUAAUACUCCCAUGUGGCUAGCGUACAUGAAUAAUAAUCUCGACACCGUUUUCGCACUACUUGAACUCGGUGUUGAUAUUAAUCGUCGAACGGGUACAAUGCAAGCAUCUGAUGUUCACCGAGGAUGUGGAUGGGGAGAUGAUGUUUUUAUUGAAAUAUUAAUUGAUUGUGGUGCCAAUGUUAAUUUAGAAGAUGGUUGCAGAAAAACACCAUUAAUUUAUGCCAUUGAGUAUCGUACAUCAUUGAAUAGUGAUCAAUCAACAAAUGCAAAUGAAGAUUUAAUUCGUUUUUUGAUUGAAAAAGGAGCUAAUAUUAACCAUAGCGAUAUAUCGGGUUUAACACCGUUACAUUAUGCCUGUUAUCGUGGUGAUGUUAGAAUUGUUGAUUUGUUACUGACAUUAAAAGCCGAUUAUAAUUUUGAAAAUGCACUUGGUUAUUCACCAUUUCGAUAUUCAUUAGGUUGUCUAUCAUAUGCUAAUCCAAAUGAUAAAGAUAUUUAUACAAAACGAUUAAAUGUUGUUGAAUUAUUAGUAGAGCAAUUUUCUAGAGAUGAACUGAAAAAAGCGAUUAUUGGAAAUGGUAUUCCAUUCUUAUUUCCAUUAUUUGAUUUUCUAUUUUAUAGUUUAAUACAACAACGACAUGAUUUAGAACAAAUUGGAUGGGAUACAUUUCUUGAAACAUGUUGGCCAUAUGAUUCGACAUAUGGUACAUCAUUAGUGGCUCAAAAUAUUCUAGUAUUUAAUCAAAAUUUGAAACAUAUCAUUUAUUUUUUACAACGUAUGUAUUUAUGCGAUUAUACAAAUUUAAUAAUAUUUUAUUUACAACGUGUUCUAAAUGAUAAAGAGCCUAAUCGUUUUUUACUAUUAUUAUAUUGUACAUUUGUUGAUUAUGGUCAUUUAUCAAAACAAAUAUUUAAAACACUUUUGUAUACACAACGGACAUAUCUAUUUAAAUUAAGACGUGAUUCAAUUAAAAGUUUAAUUCAUCUUUGUCAACAAACACCACCGAGACUUUUAUUUUUAUGUCGAAAAACGAUUCGACAAAUUUUACAAACAGCUAUACAUCGAAAAAUUGAUUUAUUAGAAAAUUAUAUACCAAAAAAUUUGAAAAAUUAUUUAUUAUUAGAUGAAUUACAAUUAUUCUCUACACCGAUAACAAUGAAAAAAGUUAUGUCACUAGUGAAUAAAUCGAUAAGAAUUAAUUCAACGAUAAAUAUUUUUAAUAAUAUUCAAGUAUCAACCUUAACAACUACUACCAUAUCUCCGACUACUAUAUCUCAUAUUCAAGUCAAUAAAUCGGCUAUACCUAUCACUAUUUCAAAUUCAACAUUGUCAACGAGUUCCCAAACGACAUCUAUCUCAUCUACAUCAACAACCGUAGGAGAACAAGUUCAACAACAACCUCAAUCAUCUAUCCUUUACAUGUGUAAUAUUCAAUCUCCUAUUCGUGUUCGACGCCAGGAAGAUCGGGCAAGGCAUGCGGCCUUCAGAGCAGCUGAGACUCCGGAACAGAGACGCAGUCGGGUCGAUGACCAGCGUACAGGACAAGCAGCUUGUGCAGCAGCUGAGACUCCAGCACAGAGGCAGGUUCGACGCGAGGAAGAUCGGGCAAGGCAUGCAGCCUCCACAGCAGCCGAGACUCCUGAGUCAUAA